Molecule: messenger RNA, 3696 nt
Organism: Xenia sp. Carnegie-2017
Lineage: Eukaryota; Metazoa; Cnidaria; Anthozoa; Malacalcyonacea; Xeniidae
Exons: 19
Coding region: 76-2856 (926 amino acids)
Molecular function (GO): zinc ion binding; protein binding
Source: RefSeq, a predicted model, not a curated record
GAAAUUGCUAGAAAUAUCGACAAAGAAAGAUCAACAACGCUUCGCUUUAUAUAAAAACCUGGAAACGAUUUUGCGAUGUCUGAGUUGGAACUUCUAACUAUAAAAGCAAAAUAUAAAGGAGUCAUUCGGCGCCUAAAGAUUAAAAAGAACAUUUCAUACGAAUGCUUACAUAAGCAGUUGAGAAAUAGUUUUGGAAUAAACAACUGCCAACUUCAGUACAAUGAUGAAGAAGGGGAUUCGAUUGAACUGGGAUCUGAAGAAGAGCUGCGAGAGGCUUUCAAAGUUGCCAAAAAGAAUCCUCCUCUCAAAAUCAAACUAAUUUCUGAUGAGAAACCCAUCAUGACUGAUUUGGUUCAAGAGCCAAACAAAGUUGUUCCACCAACUACUGCGAAAGAGCCAUUGUUUAAAAUUGAGCAAGAUAUAAACAUGACAUCAUCAUCUGAGUCAUUGUUUAAUGUACAACAAAUCUCAAAUGAAAAAUCAUUGCAGAAGCGCAAGCAAAACUCCAAACCAAUUGGAUUUUAUAGCUCCUUGUGUCGUGACAUGGGUGACUUGGAGAUUUCAUCAAGUGGAAGCAAGGAUGAGGAUUCAAGAAGUGAAGUUAGCUCAAAGAAGGAUAAGAAACGAGCAAAGAAGGAAAAUUCAUUGAGAGGAAGCAAAUAUUAUAAGGCUUUGGCAGAGGAUAUCAUAGCAUCUCAAAUUGAAAGCUCCAAGGAAGAUGAAACAAGUUUAUCCAAUGUAACUCCUUCAUCUGAUAUGGAUAUGAGUGGCAAUGAAGAACAACCACCACCAAAGUGGUUUACUAAAGCUUUCAACCAGAUGUGUAAUUCAAUGUUAUCAAAAGUUGUGGAUGAAUUGAACAAUGCAAAGAUGACAACAUCCACUGAAAUCCCUACAUCAAAGCCAGCAUUAAAAACACAAAGUGAUGUAGUUCACGAGGGUAUCAAGUGUAAUAGUUGUCAACAAACAAUAAUAGGCAUACGUUACAAAUGCGGAAAUUGCCCAGAUUUUGAUCUGUGUGAGGACUGCGAGGCAAUAGAGGGCAUCCACAAUCCCUCCCACGUCUUCCUGAAACUACGUAAUCCUGGCGUGAGCAUUGGACAAAAACAUGGCGUCAUGAUUCCAUUGCUCAAGAAUCUUUUAUACAAAGAUAGCAAAUUUGCUGCAGAAGAUAAGCAAAUCAGGGAAUUGCGUAGGACGUUGAAGCAAAAGAUGGCGGUAAAGAAACGUGAAGAGCAAGUUGCCAAGAAGAAAUCCACCGAUAAGGCAAUGAAAAAACAUGCGGGAAAAGUCCUCGCUGGUCAAAGAUUCUUUGGGUUAAGAGUUAUUGACGAUGGAGAUUAUCCAGCCCGUACUGAAAUCUUGCCAAGAAAUCAGUUCACGAAAAGUUGGCUUGUUAUCAAUUCAGGAAAAAUGGCAUGGGACGAAGACACCAAGUUGAUAUUUGUGUCUGGUUCUUUGAAAUGUUUGGCAUUUAACGAGACGAGCCUUCCUCGCCUACAACCAGGAGAGCAAGGAACAGCAACUGUACCGUUUGUUGCACCUGUUGAACUAGGUGAAUACACGAGCGUGUGGCGUGCGGUGUAUAAAGGGUCACAUUUUGGCAACAAGCUAUUUUGCAAAAUCCGCGUUGUCCCAGAACCAGAGAAAUCAGAUGACGAAGAAGAUGUUUUUGUUGACGCAUGCAAUACAUCCAUAUUCCUUGACGACCCAAAAGAUGACUUGAAUCCCAUGCCGGGAGUCGCGAUAGACGAAAUAUUGACAGCAGAUGCCCACGUCAUCGAGAGUAGUUCCCAGGGUCCAACAUUAUCCAGCGAUGCUGCGAUUAUCGAGAGUAAUGAUCUGGAAUGGGAUACAUGUUUGAUUAAUGACCAUGAUCCUCCAGUUCUUGUGCAACAAGACGAUGGAUUUGAAAUCGAAGCGAUAAGCGACGAUGGUUCAGAUGAUUUCUGUGUGAUACCACUGCCAGCAUGUUUUAAUCCAGAUAUUCCGCUCAGUACGGACGAUCCUGAGUACAAGGCCCAUCUUGAUGCGGAUGUUGAAUAUCAUAAAGUAUAUGAUCAAAUUAAUGUAAACAUGGUCUCCGUGGAUGAUGUUGAAGAUGAAUCAUUGGAGGAGCAAGCUGUUUUCAUUUCUUCACAAUAUACAUCGGCAGAAAGCAAUAAACAACUGCCCCUACAUAUUUUCUCAAAACCGAUAAAUAUUGAAGCAAAAAAUGAAGAAACUUUACCGACUCCAACAUUUGAUCCGAGAACAGCAAUCAGCAAACCCCAUGCUCCCCAACCGCUUUCAUUUGAACGAACUCCGAUUAUGUCGAGUUGGUUAUCAGCUUCGCCCCCCGGUAGAGCAGUGCCUGUAUUACAAUAUAGAAGUGGUCCAUCCAACGUGUCCAGUAGUUCAUCUCCUGAUACCGAGAAGUUUCACACUCCACUUGGUAAUGACUCGCAGCCAGUUCGAACUCAACCUCCUGACGUUAGUGGCGCGCCUCAACCAUAUCUGAAGGAGAAAACAGUGACAAUUCAACCGCAACCCACGUCAAAAACCUCAACCUCUGAUCAAUCUGCGGCCAAUCUCACGUCCACAGUCGGUGGUACAAUCAAACGCGCCUUGGGGACGGUCACUAAUACUGUUACGUCAUUUAUGACCGGUAAAGAUGAGACCGCGUUAAAUGGAGAAGUUUUGAACUCAGAAAAAAGAGCAAAAGCGACAAGUAAAGGCCAAUCGAGAAGUGAACAUGAACUUCAAACUGCUAUGAAACAGCUAGAGGAGAUGGGAUUCCAUGAUCACGAACGGAAUAAAAUUUUAUUGAAGCAGUUCAAUUUGGAUGUUAGUAUGGUUGUGACAAAACUUUUUUAAGACACCGAUUUUGAUCGGUCAAUCCUUGGACUUUCGUGUCAAUUAGAAAUGAAUCAAGACAUGGAAGUUAUUUAGAAUGUACAUGGACUAUCACAGAUGCAACGUUGUGUGUUUUUUUGAUGUUCGUAAAGGUUUCAAUGUUGAAAAGUGUAUUGUGUUGGAGUAGCAAGGUCAUAUCGUGUCGGAGUUAUAGUACACCUGUAAUUAUCUACCACAAAAAAAUAUUUUGAAAUUCAGAACUUGAAGAAAAACGUUCAGGAGCAGCAAAAUAUCAUUUUUAUUGUAAUAUCAUUAUGAAAUUCAAUAAAUUUAUUGUGACAAACUCUAUAAGGCUUCUACUUACAGUAACUAUAAUCAUACUAGUACUCAUACCAUUGCUACUAGCAUUACCGUUAUAUUAACAUUAAUACCAUUUCAACUUAAGCAGAAUGGUAUAUUAGAGUUUGUUACUCGAAAAUUAUUGAAUUUAAUCGAGCGUGCACAAUGUAAUUCCUACGUCUAUAUAAUUAUCUUAACUUACAAUUUUCAUAUUUUUAAGUAAAACAUUUUCGAUGCUGAAAUUAUGUAGAAACUAUAACUCAAUUGGAGCUCGAUCUUUACAAAUGCUUACACGUGCAUCGGUGAACGGUAGGCUUGUAAGUAAUUAUCAAGCUUUGGUGCUCAUUGUUAAAUACUUUAGACACAAUUUUCUUUGAUAAUGUUUGACUUUUGUAACAUCGCCAUAAUUUAUCGUAAUUAUCAAGGGUAGUAUAGAAUCAUGGUAAAAAUAAAGCACAAAUAUUAAUAAUCAAUAAGAAAAGAAAAGUCAGUUCAAUAAAACGACAAAUCUUUUUUUUGUGA